AUGGUGGGGAUAGUGAUGUUGCUGCUUCUUUCUUCUGAGGACCACAAAGCAAAUGCCAUUAAGUGUCCUAUGAAUGAUCCCCUUCCUGUUCCACAUGAGUGGUAUCAGCCAGGGGACAUCCUUAUUGGUGGGAUUGCAUCUCAGAUUAUUUACUAUUUUGAUGAACUAUCCUUUAAUGGAGAUCCUUCUCAGGAAUUGUUUAAGGUUCCAAUUGUGGUGACAAAGAUGUACCAGCAUGUCCUGGCCAUGGUGUUUGCCAUCAAUGAGAUCAACAAGAAUCCCAAGAUCUUGCCCAAUGUCACACUAGGGUUCCACAUCUAUGACAGCUACCAUGAUGAGAGGAUGACCUAUCGUACCACUCUGGAUUUGCUCUUUAAAUUACACAGUUUUAUCCCCAGCUAUGAAUGUCACACCAAGGAAAACCUCAUAGCUGUCAUUGGAGCACUUGGCUCUGAUAUCUCCUUCCGCAUGGCAGACAUUUUAGGUGUCUACAAGAUCCCACAGCUCGCAUAUGGCUCAUUUGCACCAGAGAAGAACGGCGAAGCACAGAUUCCUUCCUUUUACUGUACAGUCCCAAAUGAAGCCCGUCAGUACAUGGGAAUUAUCCACUUACUUAAGCAUUUUGGGUGGACAUGGAUUGGGCUCUUUGCUGUAGAUGAUGACAGUGGGGAACAUUUUUUGCAAACCAUAGAGCCCUUGCUCUCCCAGAAUGGAAUCUGUUCAGCCUUCGCUCAAAGAAUGCAAAGACAAAUCCAAGUGCAUGAUCCCCCCAAAAUGAAUGAAAUAACCUUAAAUAUUUAUCUUGCUCUUCGAGAUAGCAAAGCAAACACACUGAUCAUCUAUGGAGAAUCUAUGACCAUGAUAUGGCUGAUGACAUUUAUUUUCAUAGGAUAUGAUGAAUAUAUGGAAAACACGUUUUUUAGAAAAGUGUGGAUUAUGACAACCCAGAUUGAUUUCUUAACAACAGCCUUCCAAAAGGGCUUCAACUUCCAAGUGUUCCAAGGUGCCAUUUCCUUCUCGAUACAUGCAAAUGAACCUCCAGGGUUCCAGAAAUUCCUCCAGAACCGAAAACCUUUCUGGGCACAAGGAGACGGCUUCCUGAAGGAUUUUUGGGAGCAGGCAUUUGACUGUUCAUUUCCAGAUCACAGCAAAUUAGUUGAGGCUGAUGGAUCAUGUACUGGGGAGGAGAGGCUGGAGAGCCUUCCUGACUCUGUUUUUGAAAUGAGUAUGACUGGCCACAGCUACUCUAUCUAUAAUGCUGUCCAUGCUGUGGCACAUGCUUUACAGGCCAUGGACACAUCUAGAUCCACCCAUAGAUCCAUAGUAGGUGGUAAAGGUCUUGAACUUCUUCAGCCUUGGCAGCUCCACUCACUUCUUCAUGGUGUUUUGCUGAACAACUCAGCUGGAGUAAUGGUGUCUUUUCAUGAUGAUAGUGAGCCAGAAACCGGUUUCGACAUAAUGAACAUGGUGACAUUCUCAAACAGGUCCUUCCACAAAGUUAAAGUUGGAAGGGUGGAUUACAAUGUGCUUGAAGGAACAAGUUUAAUACUUGAUGAAGAUAAAAUUGUGUGGCACAGAGCCUUUAACCAGAUGCUACCCAUUUCUGUCUGUAGUGACUCCUGCCUUCCCGGAUAUCAGAGGAAAAAGAAAGAAGGGAAGAAAUUUUGUUGCUAUGAUUGUGUUCCAUGCCCAGAAGGGGAAAUUUCUUAUCAGAAGGGCAUGGGUGAUUGUUUCAAAUGCCCUGAAGAUCAGUAUCCAAGCAAGGACAGAGAUGGCUGCUUUCCUAAAGUUAUUAGCUUUCUAUCUUAUGAAGAAUCUUUAGGAGUCAGUUUAGCUUGUGUGGCUGUUUCUUUUUCCCUGGUCACAGCUUCGGUGCUAGGAACCUUUGUUAAGUAUCAAGAUACCCCCAUCGUCAAAGCCAACAACUUGGACAUCACCUAUACUCUCCUUGUCUCCCUUCUGCUCUGCUUCCUCUGUUCUUUGUUAUUUAUUGGACAACCUGGGAAGGUGACCUGCUUUCUCCGUCAAUCUGCUUUUGGCAUCAUCUUCUCAGUGGCUAUUUCUUGUGUGUUGGCCAAAACCAUCACUGUGGUUGUAGCUUUCAUGGCCACCAAACCAGGGUCCAACAUGAGGAAGUGGGUGGGGAAACGACUGGCCAACUCCAUUGUCUUUUCCUGCUCCUUUAUUCAAUUAGGUAUUUGUGCAGUGUGGCUAGGAGCAUCUCCCCCAUUUCCAGAUCUGGACAUGCAGUCACUGCCUGAAGAGAUCAUAGCAGAAUGUAAUGAAGGGUCUGUCAUCAUGUUUUAUCUUGUCCUGGGUUACAUGGGACUCUUGUCCAUCAUCAGCUUCACGGUGGCUUUCCUAGCCAGGAAAUUGCCAGACACCUUUAAUGAAGCCAAAUUCAUCACCUUCAGUAUGCUGGUGUUCUGCAGUGUUUGGUUGUCUUUUGUUCCCACAUACCUCAGCACCAAGGGGAAAUCCAUGGUGGUUGUGGAGAUCUUCUCCAUCUUAGCCUCAAGUGCUGGGCUAGUAUUUUGUAUCUUUUCUCCCAAGUGCUACAUUAUGUUGCUGAGGCCUGAGCUGAACAACAAGGAGCAGCUAAUAAGGAGAAAGAAUUAG
Hemicordylus capensis (graceful crag lizard) is the source of this 2619-nucleotide messenger RNA. Its product is annotated as vomeronasal type-2 receptor 26-like. The record is from RefSeq and is a predicted model, not a curated record. Gene Ontology annotation, biological process: G protein-coupled receptor signaling pathway. Gene Ontology annotation, cellular component: membrane. Gene Ontology annotation, molecular function: G protein-coupled receptor activity. The coding region runs from base 1 to 2619 and encodes 872 amino acids. The transcript has 6 exons. Lineage: Eukaryota; Metazoa; Chordata; Lepidosauria; Squamata; Cordylidae.